AUGGAUCCAGUUCGUGACACUGCCGGCGCAAAUUCGCAAGCGCGAUCGCCAUUGGAGAACCUUGAUCCACAUGGAAUUUCUGCAUUUUUGAGUCAACUUUCUGCCAUUCAUGCUCACGUGAGUCGGAAUAGUGGAGGAUUCAAUCAAGAUCCUUCCAAUCACUUCUUCUUGCAUCCGUCUGAAAAUUCAGGUAUUGCUAUUACAAAUGUCAUUUUUAAUAGAAAGAAUUAUGGAGAUUGGAGUAGAUCUAUGGUUAGGACUCUGAGAUCUAAGAAUAAGAUCAAAUUCAUUGAUGGUAGUUUACCUAGACCUGAGAUACACGAUCCUUCUUAUGAAGCUUGGGAGCGUUGCAAUACCUAUGUAGUUGCAUGGUUAAACCUUAGUCUGAAUUCUGAUAUUGCUCAAAGUGUAAGCUGGAAAAAUGUGGCAUUAGAUCUCUGGGAUGAAUUGAAGCAUAGAUACUACCAAGGGGAUAAAUUUCGAGUAGCCAAAUUACAGGAAGAUUUGUAUGCUCUCAAACAGGAAGAUAUGAAUGUGACUGCAUAUUUCACUGAAUUGAAGAAGAUGUGGGAGGAAUUAGACAACUUUAGAACAAUUCCUUCAUGUAGUUGUGGAAGAGAUUGCAAUUGUGGAUUAGCUGUUGUAAGAAAUUUUAGAACGGAAGAUCAAAUAACACGAUUUCUUAGAGGACUGAAUGAACAAUAUGCUGGAGUAAGGUCUCAGGUCAUGCUUAUGGAUCCGCUUCCAACUCAAUCCGCCACUCUCUUGAACACUGCAGAAGAUUCACACAGCAGAGGAAGAGGGAGGGGCAGAGGAGGCAGGAAUCAAGGUUUUGGAAGAGGUCAAGGAGGACGAGGCAAGAUGUGGUGCUCCCAUUGUGGUAAGUCUGGACAUACCAUCGACACAUGCUAUAAAAAGCAUGGAUAUCCACCACAUAUGCAGCAGAGGCACAACACUGCAAUCAUGAACAUUAGUGCAUCAGAUUCUGAGGGAAGAAAUGAAAAUCUCAGAUUUUCUUACAAUGGAGAGAGCAGUGGGUCACAGAUUUUUGAUUUCACACCAGAACAAAAAUCAGCUUUGCUAGCACUUCUCAACAAAGAAGAUCAGAAACCAAAUCAUAGUGCUCAACCACACACUCUAGAGCCUUUACCAACACCUCAUCCAGGUAGUUUGGUACAUGUCAUGCAUUUUAGAUCAAGCAUACUUGCAUUAAAUGUUUCAAAUAAAAAAUAUGCGCCUUGGGUGGUGGACACAGGGACUAUAGACCAUGUGUCAUACUCACUCAAUGAUUUUCAGUCAUAUCAUGAAAUAGCUCCAAUUCUUGUCAAAUUGCCUAAUGGUGCACUAGCCAUUAGCAAAAUUGCUGGAACUAUUUUCUUUUCAAAGAACUUAUACCUUGUUGAUGCAUUGUAUAUACCUUCCUUCAAUUUCAAGCUGAUUUCUGUUUCCAAGGCCACAUCUCAUUUGCAUUGCCACAUGAACUUUGAUGACAAAUUGUGUAAGAUUCAGGAUAUCAGCUCGGAGAAGGUGAUUGGUGCAGCUAAGGCAUGUGAAGGACUUUAUGCACUGAAUGCUGAGGCAGUGAGACCUGAAUUUUUUGGCAGCCAAGUAAAAGUCAUUAGAACAGACAAUGGACCAGAAUUUUUAAUGCCUCAGUUUUAUACAGAAAAUGAAAUUCUUCACCAAACAUCAUGUGUUGAAACCCCUCAACAAAAUGGCAUUGUUGAGAGGAAACAUCAACACUUGUUGGCUGUCACUCGUAGCUUGAUUUUUCAGUCUGAUAUACCCAAAUGUUUUUGGAACUUUGCUCUUUUGCAUGCAGUUUACAUCAUCAAUCGAAUUCCAAGCACCUUCUUGCAAAACAAGUCUCCAUUUCAACUUCUUUACCAAACCUUUCCUGAUCUUUCAGAUUUAAAAAUCUUUGGAUGUCUAGCCUAUGCUUGCACUAUAACAGCUGGAAGACAUAAGCUAGAUCCAAGGGCUCGAAAAUCCAUAUUUCUGGGAUUUAGGGAGGGUGUUAAAGGAUUCGUAUUGAUGGAUUUAAAGACAAGACAGAUUUUCAUUUCCAGAAAUAUGCAUUUCUAUGAAGAUCACUUUCCUUUCCACACACAAACAACCUCAAACACCUUUUCACAAAAUUCUGCAUCAGUAGGUUACAAUUCACAUCAUGACCCUCUUUCUUAUGACCUAUUUCCACAUGCUGUACCUCAUACACAGUCAACACCUUCACACACCACACACAAUGAAAAUUUAAAUUCACAAAUUAAUUCUUCACAUACUGAUGAAAGUGCUGAGGCAGCCUCCACUUCCUCCCUUCAUCAUGAUCCUAAACCUGUUGUGCAAAGGAGGUCCACAAGAAUCAGGAGUCGCCCUUCGUAUCUUCAAGAUUAUCAGUGCCUAAAUAUCACUUUCAAUCUUGGCCAUUCCACACAAUCUCAGUGUAAGUAUCCCCUAUCAAACUUUCUAUCAUAUGAUAAAUUUUCACCAUCACAUAGAGCAUUUUCGAUUGCAUUAUCCACAAACACUGAACCCAAGCACUAUGAAGAGGUAGUCUCUCAACCUUGUUGGAAAAAGGCUAUCCAAUCUGAACUUGAUUCUCUAAAUGAAAGCAAAACCUGGAAGCUCACUACUCUACCAGUUGGUAAGAAGGCCAUAGGGUGCAGGUGGGUUUUCAAGGUCAAAUACAACCCUGACGGUAGUAUUGAGAGACAUAAAGCACGCCUUGUGGCAAUCCCUGGCAUUUACUAUCGAGACACCUUCAGUCCGGUUCUCAAGCUAACAAGUCUUCGCAUUGUUCUUGCUUUGGCAGCAGCUAAUAACUGA
This is a messenger RNA of Arachis stenosperma, 2823 nucleotides long. RefSeq lists its product as uncharacterized. Gene Ontology annotation, molecular function: nucleic acid binding. The record is from RefSeq and is a predicted model, not a curated record. Gene Ontology annotation, biological process: DNA integration. The coding region runs from base 1 to 2823 and encodes 940 amino acids. The transcript is spliced from 3 exons. Lineage: Eukaryota; Viridiplantae; Streptophyta; Magnoliopsida; Fabales; Fabaceae.